Megachile rotundata (alfalfa leafcutting bee) is the source of this 1986-nucleotide messenger RNA. RefSeq names its product phospholipase A1-like. Gene Ontology annotation, molecular function: serine hydrolase activity; lipase activity. NCBI's taxonomy places the organism in Eukaryota, Metazoa, Arthropoda, Insecta, Hymenoptera, Megachilidae. Gene Ontology annotation, biological process: lipid catabolic process. The record is from RefSeq and is a predicted model, not a curated record.
AUGGGAACAAACAAAAUAUACGUUAAGAUUCUACUGCUACUCACUGUUGUUACGGGUACUUUUGCGUGGGGCCUGACGGACCUUCGAUUCGGCCUUAAUUUUUUUGUGUAUACAAUAGACGAUUACGGUAAUACGCUCAAACAACAGCUAACCGUGUUUAACAACGAACAAAACACGAGUGAAUCUAAUUAUCGGAACAUUAUCUCGUUCAAUCUAUACACGAGAAAUAGAAGAAAAGACUAUGUGCGAUUAUACAUCAACGAUGUCGAAAGUUUGAAACGUGGUCAAUUUGAUCCAAGGAAACCUACAGUGUUCGUCGUCACCGGUUGGGAAACUUCUUGCUUCGAACAACAAUGCACCUACAUUCGUGACGCAUAUUUACAGCACGGCGAUUACAAUCUCAUUCUGAUCGAGUGGCACGAGAUAUCGACAUACGAAUACAUCUGGGUGUCCCUUCAGCUUGUUAAGGUGGCUAAGUAUGUUGCUCACAUGAUCGAUUUUCUCGCCUCGCAAGGGAUGGAUCCGUCUAACACGACAGUGAUCGGCCAUUCUCUUGGCGCUCACAUUGCUGGACUUUCAUCUUAUUACGCGAAGAACAAAGUGAAUUACGUCAUUGGCUUGGAUCCCGCUGGUCCCGGUUUUCAUUUCAGAGGUCCAGAUUCAAGAUUGUCUAAAGAGGAUGCAAAUUACGUGUUAGUGAUUCACACUUCCGAUAUUUACGGCAUGGACCAGUCAAUCGGCCAUGCCGACUUUUAUGUCAACGGUGGAGUACAUCAAAAUGGUUGUAACGUCCCUCUACUUUGUGAUCAUAUUCGAUCAUACGAAUACUUCGCCGAAUCUGUAAACAGCAAUGGCUUCGUAGCUCGAAAAUGCGACAGUUUUGCUAAUUACGAACUCGGUUUAUGUAACUUGGCUGAGAAAGCUCAUAUGGGAGGCGUUACACCGGACUUCAAUGUUGAAGGAAGUAUUUUUGGCAUCGCCACAUUACCUGUUGGAUUGAGUAUUAAAGUAAAACUUUAUAUCAUAGACGAUUAUGGUAAACAGCUAAGUCUAGAUUACACCCCGUUAGACACCGUAACAGACAUGAGCGAAUCAAACUAUCCGAACACCGUUUUAUUUUACCUCUACACGAAAGAAAGAAGAAAUGAUAGUUUACUGUUGCCUAUUGGCGAUGUGGAAAGUUUGAAACUCGGUCAAUUUGAGCCAAAGAAACGAACAAUAAUUAUCACCCAUGGGUGGAUGAACACUUAUGAGAGCCCAGCGUGCACCUACAUUCGUGACGCCUAUUUUCAGCAAGGUGAUUACAAUAUUAUCCUAAUUGAUUGGGGUGCUUUAUCGCAAAACGACUUAAAGACUGUAUCCAGUCGGGUCCCAAAAAUCGCAAAAUAUGUCGCUAAAAUGAUAGAUUUUCUGGUGUCGCAAGGAAUGGAUGUAUCUUCUACAAUAAUAAUAGGCCACUCUCUCGGCGCCCACAUUGCUGGUCUUGCAUCUCAUUUCGCGAAGGUGACACUAGGCAUCGUUGUCGUAAAGUUCAUAUAUCGUGGAGGUAAGAACAUUCAAAGGCUUUCCACAAAAUUGAUGUUUGUUACAGGUUUAGAUCCAGCUGGUCCUUAUUUCCAUCAGAGUGGCAUAGAUAAGAGACUUUCUAAAGAGCAUGGACACUGUGUACACGUGAUCCACGCCACUAAUAUUGUCGGUUUGAUGGAUGAAGUUGGUCAUGUUGAUUUUUAUCCAAAUGGUGGGAAAGACCAAGCGGGCUGCUUAAUUCCUCAAACAUGUGGCCAUGAGCGAUCGUACGAGUAUUUUGCUGAAUCCAUACUCAACAAUACAUUCUUAGCUCAUAAAUGCGAAAGUUAUGAUAAAUAUACGCUCGGUCUAUGUAAGUCACAUACAACUGCUCUUAUGGGUGGUGGUAUACCGAGCUGUAACAGUACGGGAUCUCAUAUGUUGGUAACGAAUACGAAACCACCAUUCGCGAAGAACUAG